CUCGGGGAAGCCGCUCGGCCGGGGCCCAGGAGAUGCCCUUCUCCAGCGGGGCGCUACCAGGAUGCUCCAAGCAGGAGGUGACGUCCCAGUGGGGGGGACACGAGGAGAAGGGCUGAGACACGGAGGAGCUCUCCUGCGUGAAGCAUGUUCGGGGGGAGAGAGGGGGCUGCAGGUUGACCUUCCCAUCCCCUAACUCCCUCCCUGCUCAUCCCUUGUCCAUGGGUGCCCCCCUCCCCGCCCUCCCCUCCUCCUUCAACUCCAGCGCCGAGGAAGCCGAGCCGGAGGCAGUGCUGAGCCGGAUAUGCAGCGACUCCCCGCAUCCCUCCUUGGCAGAGCGCGGUGACGCCGCGGCAGCCACCACGGAGAGGACACAGGACCCCCCCUUGGGCCCGCCAUGCCCCUUUGAGGGGGUGGCCUGGACCCCGAGACCCCCGCAGGGCCCCCCCCAGGGCUGCUUCGCCUGCAUCGCCAAGCCCCCCGCUCUCCGGCAAGCUUCUCCCGUCCUGUCUCCUUCUUCUGCCGUUUAUCUCAUGGAGAGCAAGAGCUGCAAAGGGGACAGCCUGCGCCCAGCGGUCCCGUGCAAGCACUCGGUGGAGAAGAAGACCAUGACCAACCCCACCACUGUCAUCGAAAUCUACCCUGACACCACCGAGGUGAACGACUACUAUCUCUGGUCCAUCUUCAACUUUGUAUACCUCAACUUCUGCUGCCUCGGCUUCAUCGCCUUGGCCUAUUCAUUGAAAGUCCGGGAUAAGAAACUCCUCAAUGACUUAAAUGGAGCAGUUGAAGAUGCCAAGACUGCCCGGCUUUUUAACAUCACCAGCUCAGCCCUUGCCACCUUCUGUAUCAUCCUUAUCUUCAUCUUCCUGCGAUACCCUCUCACUGACUACUGAGUGAGGCCAACAGCAGCUGCCGCCGCCAAAAUGCCUCUACGCCAGAAGUGUCUGCAGUUUCCUGUAGCAAGGACACACAAAACAAACCAACUACUACACCUUGAUUGCCAAAAAAAAAAAAAAAAAAAAAAAAGAGUCAAUUAAAUACAUAAAUAAAAGUUAAAUUAGUUUAUCAGCCCAGCUGAGCAUACCCUUCUUGCCCUGAAAUGGUAUGUGAACAGCUAAAGGAAAGGGUCGCACUCUUAACGCACGUACAGGAAGAAAAACAGACCAAGAAAUACUUGUUGUAUGGCCAACAAGCUGUGUGAAAAGAGCGUGCAAAGCCCAGAGCUAUGCACACUUAGUGGCAGACAGCUGAUCUCUAGGGAACAGUGGGGUGCUGUGGAGCUGGAGACACAUACAGUGAUCGAUGGGGAUCAUGGCAGGGCUGGCUCACAACAUAUCAGGUGUGUUCAGACCACCCCACCACCCCCAGCUUGUGGGGGUUUCUUUUCCUUUUCUCCUCUUGAAUUUCAUCCACUGGUUCAAACAACUCCCAACCCCUGGAGAGCUGAAAGUGUUAGGAAGUUCAUGCUGGGGAGCCCCAAAGCCUCCAGAGAAACCCCAAAGUGUUAAAGGGCAUGUUUCUCCUGGGGAUCUCCCAUCAGUGCUGAGAAGGAAAGCACCUUCUGGAGAACUCGCCUAAGCCACCUAAGUGGAGUGCUACUGUAUUUCUGUAAACUGUCAAUAAAAAGAUACCUCUGAUCUGUGA
Sturnus vulgaris (Common starling) is the source of this 1644-nucleotide messenger RNA. RefSeq names its product interferon induced transmembrane protein 10 (gene IFITM10). Lineage: Eukaryota; Metazoa; Chordata; Aves; Passeriformes; Sturnidae. The record is from RefSeq and is a predicted model, not a curated record. Gene Ontology annotation, cellular component: plasma membrane.